UUUUUCCCCCCAAUUUUUACCUUUUUCCCUCAUUUUUUCGAUCCUUUCAGCGUCCUCAGGAGAGCUCUGGAUAAGAUCGCCGAGAUCAAAUCCCUGCUGGAGGAGCGCCGCAUCGCGGCGAAAAUCGCCGGGAUCUACAGCGAGGCGGAGCCGCCCAGGAAGACGAUGAGGAGGGGGGUGCUGAUGACGCUGCUGCAGCAGUCGGCGAUGACGCUGCCACUGUGGAUCGGGAAACCCGGGGAAAAACCCCCUCCCCUGUGCGGGGCCGUGCCGGCGGCCGGCGACUACGUGGCCAAACCCGGCGACAAAGUGGCCGCGAGGGUCAAGGCCCUGGAAGGGGACGAGCAGUGGAUCCUGGCUGAGGUGGUCAGCUACAGCCACGCCGCCAACAAGUAUGAAGUGGAUGAUAUCGAUGAGGAGGGGAAGGAGCGCCACACGCUGAGCCGCCGCCGCAUCAUCCCCCUGCCCCAAUGGAAAACCAACCCGGAGACGGAUCCCGAGGCUCUUUUCCACAAGGAUCAGCUGGUCCUGGCCCUUUAUCCGCAAACCACCUGCUUCUACCGGGCCCUCAUCCACGCCCCGCCUCAGCGCCCCCAGGACGACUACUCGGUGCUGUUCGAGGACACCUCCUACGCCGACGGCUACUCGCCGCCCCUCAACGUGGCCCAGCGCUACGUGGUGGCCUGCAAGGAGACCAAAAAGAAGUGAAAAUGCGGCCAAAACGGCCCAAAAUCCUGCAAAA
Molecule: messenger RNA, 742 nt
Organism: Corvus hawaiiensis (hawaiian crow)
Lineage: Eukaryota; Metazoa; Chordata; Aves; Passeriformes; Corvidae
Gene: SGF29
Product: SAGA complex associated factor 29
Cellular component (GO): SAGA complex
Source: RefSeq, a predicted model, not a curated record